AUGGUGCUUACAAGGACCAAGGUCAAGCUCCCAGAAUCAGAUUUGACAAAUUGCAGUUUACUGCUUGUUGCGUGCAGUUGCCCGUACUCGGUCGGUCCCCGCGUUAGAAGCGCUCUACGCUGUCGCCUUUCUCUGUGCACCGGUUCUGGACCAUACUCAGUGCCACAUCGUCCGGAAACAAUCGAGCAUUUGUUCCUACAACUACCGAGCACAUCGCUGUCAGCGAGAAACAAGUUCUAA
Laccaria bicolor S238N-H82 is the source of this 240-nucleotide messenger RNA. RefSeq lists its product as uncharacterized. The transcript is spliced from 3 exons. The record is from RefSeq and is a predicted model, not a curated record. Bases 1 to 240 code for a protein of 79 amino acids. NCBI's taxonomy places the organism in Eukaryota, Fungi, Basidiomycota, Agaricomycetes, Agaricales, Hydnangiaceae.